Molecule: messenger RNA, 1833 nt
Organism: Ailuropoda melanoleuca (giant panda)
Lineage: Eukaryota; Metazoa; Chordata; Mammalia; Carnivora; Ursidae
Gene: C15H10orf67
Product: chromosome 15 C10orf67 homolog
Exons: 19
Coding region: 1-1713 (570 amino acids)
Source: RefSeq, a predicted model, not a curated record
AUGGUGGGGACUGACCCAGGGAGACGGUGCUGCCAGCUCAGCAGACAGCAUCAGAGCCCACAAGACUGCGUCCCCUUCAGACGCCAGUUGCAAAUCCAGGUUGAUACUUGUGCUUCUGACCGUCCGAAUCAACAACUUCAGCCAGACCUCAUUCUCUGUCUUCUGGUUCAAUGGCCAAAGGAUCACCAAGUGGCCAGACUUAAUAUUUCAGAUGAUUUGAAGGUCGGCUUUUUCUGCACAGACCAUGCUACUCAAACAGAUCACAGUGAAAUUCUGCCGCUGAAAGAGUUGAGUUCAUCCACAGAAAAGCUCAUACGGAUUAUUAGAUCUCUUCAAGUGGAUUUUGGGUUCCUCAAACAAUUGCUUCAGUUGAAAUUUGAGGACCGUCUUAAAGAAGAGUCUUUCAGUCUCUUCACUACUCUACAUGACAGGAUCCUAACAAUUGAAAAACAUUAUCAAAAGAAUGAGGAGAUCAUAAGAAAAUGCUACAAUCAGCAGUUGGCUGAUGCCAUAGCUGCUGUCAAAGGAAUGUACAAGCAAUUCUUUGAGGUGGAAAAAGAGACUUUUGUGCGAGAAUCGACUACUGUCAAAAUGAGUAUUUUGUUAAAAAAACUGAAGGAUAGAGAAGAAAUUAUUAAGGAAUUACGAGAAGAACUAGACCAAUAUGAAGAGUCUAGACUUCAAAGACUUGACACUUUUGCCAAAGAGACGGCUCUAGAGAGGGAAAAUUUGGAGUACAAAGUGGCAAACGAGAGACUGAUUCAGAUCGUUUCAGAACUCGAAGAAGCAAUCCGACUCAAUCUAAAGGAAAAUUCAGUAUUAGAAGAUGAAAUUGUAAGUCUGAAAGAGAAGGCAGAAAAGAAUCAUCAAACUAUUCAAAAGCUAAUUGAUGGUAGAGACAAAUUACUACGUGAGCUUGAUUAUGAAAAAUCAUUAGUUCAAGAAAUGAUUAAUAAACAGAAGGAGGGCAUGGAAAUGAGGAAAAAGUUGGACAGCCCAGGCGGCAAGAGCCCGAAACUACUCAAGGUGAAAGAAACCGCUGUGUCCCCAUGGUCCUCACAGUCCAGGAUUCCAACCAAACCUAGAGUCAUUUCAAGGCCACACUCACCGUCUAUCAGUGUAGCGACUGCAAAGACCAAGAAAGUGAAGACUCCAAAGAAAUUCGGCAAGGAAGAGCAGCUGCCUGUGGUGAGGCACACAAAACCAGCUGCGGUUCACGAAGAAACGGAGAAAGUGUCAGUGGCUAAGGUUGAAGACACACGCAUUUUGGAGGAGCAAAUACAAGUCCUAAAGGCUCAUUUAGAAAAUGAGAGAAAGAAGACAGAAAGAUUUAAGAAAGAAUCAGAACAGAUAAACAAAAACUGGGAAAAGAAAUUCUACAUUCUCAGGAAUAGCUUUCAUGUCCUUAAAGAUGAGAUGUUUACUAGGCACACAUUGUUUCGUCAGUUCGCAGUGCUUGCUGAUACGUCCUUCAAUUAUAUUAAAUUAAAGCCUUUAUUUGUGCAGUCUAAAGGGAACCUGAUAACAAGUUCUAUGUCUUCUGGAAGUGAUCAUCCACCUUUGAUGGACAAGGACAUGGAUGUGGUCAGUGAUCAGAUAUUUUUUUCUCCUUUAUCAAAAGGGAGGUUGUCAGAAAUGCUGCAGGAAGAGCCUUUGGAGAAGCCAUCCAUACCCCAGAACACCCCAGUGAAUGAUAUGGAUGCUACUGAGUAAUGGGGAAGGGCACUGGGCUGCGCUGAGCGGGACCACGGAGCGGGCCCUCCCCAUCCCUGCGUAAGGCCUGCUUCCACCACGGGGGAGACUACCUCCUGGGCGGUUCUAACAUCGCCCUUC